AGUAUUUUAAUUACUUUCAUAUGUUGUUUAGUUUUAAAGUUUGCCGAGGCUGAUCGUGCUGCUGAUCAAACAUUUUUCAUAAAUUCAUUAACAGGGAAAAUAAAUUCCGAAAAUAGUCAAAUUGAUGAUGUACGUGAUAAAACUUUGAAAUUACUGACAGAUGCAUACAAUGAGCAAAUUAAAACUCUACAUAAUUUUAUGGGACAACAAGAGUUACGUUUACAGAAAAAAACUGAUUCUGCAAAUAUUGACCGACUGUCAAAAUAUCCUUGUUUAAUAACAACACAAAAAAAUUAUUACAAUGCAUUAAGUGAAUCUGAAAUGAAUAUGAAAAAAUGUUUUAUCAAUCAAGAGAUUUAUUUAAAACAAAAACUCACUCGUUCUCGUGUUUAUAGAGAUGUUUUUGUAAAAUUUAUAAGCGAAUGUAAAUCAACAUGUACAAAAGAGUCACCACGAGAUCCUUUGACAUGUGUCCAGUAUAUAUUAAAUACUGCAAAUACAACAAUGCAAUAUUACGUGAAACAUAAUGAUAAAUAUUUUCUAAGAAGUUUACCUUCGUUGCUGGAAAACUAUUUUAAGACAUGUGCUAUAGAUGUUUUCAAAAGAUUCAGUAGAUACUUAAAUGAGCCAUUAGAUAAUGAUCUCGAUGCUUGUUUUUGGGAAUUAUCAAAUAAUAAUUGUACCAGAGAUUACGAUGAGGCGAGAAUGGAAUCUCAACGAUCAAUCAAUGAUUAUCCAUCUAUUCAAAAACUUCGAGAUGUUAAUGAAAUUUUCACAAUUGAAAUGUCUAAAUUGAAAUUAAAUUUUGACGUUAUGAUAAAAAUAUUAGAUGCUGUGAAAAAUUCAUUUGUUGCUGAUAUCAGAAAUAUAGCAAAUGAUAAUAAAAAUGCAUCGAUAGCAAAUUUUCUUUCAUGUCAAAUUUACGGUGAAGAAGAUAUAAACAUGAUGUACUAUGAUACAGAAAAAAGUAUGAAAAAUUGUCAGGAAGAAAAUAUUAACGAUUCUUCAACUACGAAUUCAUUACCAAAAGCACUUGACAAAAUAAUUCGUGGACUCCUCAUCAAUAAAAACACCACAUGUGCAAUCGAUCAUCCCAAAUAUCAAGAAAUUUGUGUUAAACGAAAAAUAAAUUUUGCUGAACAAUAUGUCAGGGAUAAUUUUAAUCUUGAACAAUGGAGUAGUAAAAUUAUUGAAACCGAUGAGUCUUGUAUGGAAGCUUAUUAUAAAAAUUUUCAAGAAGUUUUGUCGAAAAUUCAAACAGCAGUUAUUAAUUGUUUCGUGAGUGGAGAAUAUUCUUUUCAGUAUAUUAACAAUUAUUGAU
Messenger RNA from Aphidius gifuensis, 1321 nucleotides. RefSeq lists its product as uncharacterized. The record is from RefSeq and is a predicted model, not a curated record. The coding region runs from base 199 to 1320 and encodes 373 amino acids. NCBI's taxonomy places the organism in Eukaryota, Metazoa, Arthropoda, Insecta, Hymenoptera, Braconidae. The transcript is spliced from 5 exons.